UGAUAAUCUCAAAGGAUGUGCCAAUAAACUGGAAAAUUAUUUUGACACUGUGAGGGCCAGAUAUUCAGCCUCUAUCUGUAUCCACCCAACAUGGGUUUGUCAAGACACUCCACCGUCCCUUCAGGCCUCUCUACAGGAGGGACAAAAGAUGAGAGGGACUAUUAUGAUAUCCUGGGUGUUUCCCAAGGUGUCUCCCAGAAUGACAUUAAGAUGGCGUACAGAAUGAAGUUGAAGAAAUGGCAUCCUGAUAAAAACCCAGAUAACAAAAAAGAAGCAGAGGAGAAGUCUAAAGAGAUCGUGGAAGCAUACAAAGUACUGUCAAACAGUGUGUCUUCUGACAACGUGAAGCACAAGAGCAACACAAGAAAAGAGAAACCCCAUACCAAGCCUGAUAAACAAAGUUCUCAAGAUGGCAAGGCCAGUUCAGCAAAUGGCAAAAGCUCCUGUUCUGAAUAUGACGAUUCAUCCUUUGAGUCCGAUAGUGAGUUGUCAUGUUCAGAGGAAAAUACUAGCUCUGAAUCUGAAGAGUCAUCUAGUGAGUCAAGCUCUGAGCCCAGCAAGUCAACAACGGAGCCUAGUCAACUCAAUUCCGAGUCAGAUUCUUGGUCCAGUGAGGAAACCUUAGAGCCCAACAAAUCCCGUCCUUUACAUGUAUGCAGCAAGUCUCCUGAAACCUGUCAGGCAGAAGAAAACGAACCACCUCCAAAUAUAAAGGAUUUCCCAGCCACACGUAGUAGAAAUAGAUUUCAGACCAGAGGAAAAUAUCUACCAGCUGUGAAAAGUGAAUUGCAUAUUAAGAGCAGAAAGUCUAGUAAAGAUCGCUUUCUGCAGAACAGUGGCGAAUUCCGCAGGAAGAGGAAGGAGCAAACUGGGAGGAACGAGUGCCAGGCAGAGCGAACCAAACAACAGACUGAAAAUUGGGAGUGUCAGAUGAGGAGGCCAAAACUUCCAAAGUUAAAAACCAAGCCACACAAUGGUGAGGGGAAUCUCCCUAUGGAAAAGAAGGAACCGCAGGCAAGGAAGAGUGAGCAACACACCAAGAAACACCUUGAGAAAGUAAAGACUCAAGGUGAGAGGCAAAUCAAGAAAUCCCAAGCAAAGAAAGGCAGAUUUCAUCAAGGGCGGGAGCCUGACUUUGGACCCCAGUGGCUGAUAGAACAGAAAGAACGAGUUAACAAACACGAGUCAGGUACUGCACGCCUGAAGUACACGAGGAAGAAAGCGGCUUCCCCACCUCAAAGAAAAGAAACUUCUGCUCAGGGGUCAGAGCUGCAGUCAACAAAGAAUGAGCCAAAAAUUGGAGACACAAGGUCUUGCGAAGUAAGUAAGUUGCAGGCUGGGAGAAAGAAGUUGCAUGUCGGGAAGAACACGGUGAAUGUCCAAAAGAAGCCACUGAAUACUGAGAGAAGCAAAAUGGAUGUCUCAAAAAAUGGAUUGCAUGCAACGAAAACCUCUGUAGAUGCCCAGAAGAAGGAACUGUGUCCGAUGAAGACCAAGAUGAAUAUCCAAAAAAUUGAGUUGCAUGAUGCAAGAGGACAUAAAACAGUCUCUCAGCCUAAGGAAAUAGCCACAGAGAGCAACAUGCCAGCUUAUACUUGGAAGGUACCAGCCACCGUCUGGCUUGGACCAGCAGAAGAUACAGCAAAAUUGCUCUUUGGUGGAACAACGGAAAUCUCUGGUGGCCAAGCCCCUCUGCCAGGUAAACUGAGACCCAAUGGGCCACAACCGCCCUUGAAUGGAAACCAGCUGGCAAAUAUCCAGGCUUGGAAUAGAAUUAAUCAAUUACAUUUAAGGAAGAAUUUGCUUCCACAUAUUGAUGCCCCAGCUCAGAAUGGAAAGACCUGGCCACCUCCAUAUAUAACUACUCACCAUGAAAUGUUUAAACCAGAUGCCUUAUUUUCAUGUCCAAGAUGCUCCCAGUGCUGGUGCAAGUUUUUAAACCAUAGUCCAUGAAAACAGGCCCAAGUGCUGAAUACCAUCAGAAAUGUUUUGAAGUACUGAAAUUAUCCAAUAAAAAGGGGGUCAGUCUGGAACCCCAAUUCUGUUUCUGGUGUCU
Messenger RNA from Pogona vitticeps (central bearded dragon), 2056 nucleotides. The record is from RefSeq and is a predicted model, not a curated record. Lineage: Eukaryota; Metazoa; Chordata; Lepidosauria; Squamata; Agamidae.